AUGAAUAACCCAAUUCAAAAUGUAUCAUUAAGUGUAGAUGAUAUACAAUUACCUUCAAUGAUGUCGGAAUUAUCAUGGAUUAAUCAAACAGAUUUAUGUUCAGUAAUAAAAAAUAUGAAGAUGACGGAGACAACAGAAACGACGUUGACGACGACGACAACAACAUUAACAACGUCAUCAUCAUCAUCAUCGUCAUCAACUUCAUCUACAUCUUGUAGUGAUUAUUAUUUUGAUGGAUCACAUCAUUUACAUGUAUUAUAUCAAUAUCCUCAUAAAUAUAUGGGAAAAAUUCAAAAAAGUAGGCCUAAAUUACAACAGAAUCAAGAACAAGAUUCAAAGUAUAAUCCAAUACAAUCUAAUCAUGAUAUACGUAUAAAACUUGAACAUGAAUUAUAUCAAAAAGUACGUCAAGCUGUUCAUACUCCACCACGUGAACGUAUCAUACGUAGACGUUUAAAUGAAUUUCAAUAUGAAAUACAAAAACGUUUAAAAAUUGAAGAAGAGAAAAAAAAACUUGCAAUACAAAUGAAUGAUUUAAUAAAUUUAGGUAUAACUAAUACUACUGAAUCAAUUAUAAGUAGUUUAAAUAAUAUAACUAAAAUAAAUUGCAUAGAUUUACGUAUGCAUCCUGAAUCAUAUUAUCAAAAUUUAAAGUGGUAUAAAACAUCUAAUACAAAUAUGAAGAAUCAAAAUGUACUAUGGAAUAAUAAUAAUAAUAAAAUUGGAUUAUUAAAAAAUGAAAGAAAAGAGUUGAACUGUUUACCGGUUACUAAAAAUAGUAACUAUGAUGAUGAUGAUCAAACUUCUUUAAAUAGUAAUGAAAUGGGUAUCAUGAAUGAAGAUACUACUGAAAACACAAAUCCAUCUUCAUUAUACUACUUAAAUAAUAAUUUUACUAAACCGUAUUUACCAAAUCAUCACUAUGUCUCUAAUAAACAAUUCAAUACUACUAAUAAUACUACUAUUAAUAAUCAUUCAUUAUCCAAUAAUACUACUUAUUCCCAAUAUAUAAUAAAUAAAUUUCAUAAUUAUAAAAAUACCAUCAUAAAUUUAAAACCAUUCAUUUUUAAUCAAACUACUUAUACUACUACUACUAAUACUACUGAUAAUACUACUGAUAAUACUAAUAAUAGUAAUAUAGAAUAUAAUGAAUAUGAUCCAUUAUUAAAUGAUCAAUUUACAUUCAAUUGGAAUAUUGAUUAUGAUUAUGAUCUGGAUCAAACUAUUAAUAAUAAUAAUAAUAAUAAUAUAAUGGAUCAUAUAAAUCAAUAUUAUGAAUUAAGACAAAAUUAUAUCACUGAAGAAGAUUUACAAGUAGUAUAUAAAUAUUAUAAUAAAUUCUAUCAAAAUAAAUUAUCAAUAAUCAAUAAAAAAAAGAAAUCAAUAAAUAAUAAUAAUAAUAAUAAUAAUCUAUUAACACGUCAAAUGAUUAUGGAAAAAUUUGGACGAUUAACUGAUAAUGAAAAACAAUUAUUUUAUUUUAGUGCUACUAAAGCAGCUUAUCUAAUAGCAUCAAUACAAUCACAACAUAAAUUACCUGAUGGUACACAAUUUCGUUUAAUUAAUCAAUCAAAUAAGAAACCAUUAGAUUAUGUUAAAAUCAAUAAUCUAUUUAUCAAUCAAAUUAUAAAUGAUCCUUCUAAUGAAAUCAAUAAUCAUAAUGAUACUAAUCAAACAUCGAACGAUUCAUUAUAUACCUUACCUACAUUGAUUGAUUGGAAUUCAAUUGUACGUGAUAGACAUGGACCAUUUUGGCCACAUAAUUAUGGACCUAUAUGUCAAACAUUAUAUAAUUUAUAUAUAGAAACAAACAAUUCAAAAGAUGAUUAUAAUGUUAAUAAAGCAAUCAUUCCUGAUUACACUGAAGAGAUUAUGCAACUAAGAAAUAAGCAACCUUAUUUCAAAGGAAUACGAGUUAUUUUCGAUUCCGAAUGCAGUCCUUGUUUAUCAGGAGAUUUGAAUACAUCUACACCACCUUCGUUGGAUAUAAAACAAUUCGUUGAAGAAUUAACUAAUGUUCAACAAUGGACACCACCAUGUUUAGUUUUUGAAUCAAGAUUUGAAUCAGGAAAUCUACGACAAGUUAGACGAAUAGGACCAUUUCAUUAUGAAUUAUUAUUAAAACCGGAUCUAUAUACAAAACGUCAUGUACAAUGGUAUUUUUUUCGUAUACAAAAUAUUCUACCUGGUUUUAUUUAUACAUUUCUAAUUAUAAAUUUUACAAAAUCAACAAGUUUAUACUCUCAAGGUUUACAACCUUUAUUGUAUUCCAAAAUUAAUUAUCAACAAAAUGGUAAGAAAUGGAUACGUGUUGGAAGGAAUAUGAAAUAUACACGUAACACAAUGAAUCUAUCUAAUCAUUUACUUGAUACAAAUGGUGAAUAUUAUCAAUUAGAAUGGGAAAUGGAAUUUCCUUAUUCUAAUGAUAUUUGUUAUUUGGCUUAUUCAUAUCCAUAUACUUAUACAAAUUUAAAAUUUGAUAUCAAUGAAUUACUUUUGAAAUCGAAAGACAAUGAUCUAUUGAAUAAAACAAUUAAUUGUGAAGUAUUAUGUCAAACUAGAGCUGGUAAUUCAUGUUUCCUGGUUACAAUUACGGAUCAAAACAUAUCAAAUAAAGAUAAAUAUGCAGUCGUAAUCACUGCUCGUGUACAUCCUGGUGAAACAAACUCCAGUUGGAUAACUCUUGGUUUAUUGAAAUUACUAACAAGUAAUCAACCCAUUUCAUUGGCAUUGAAAAAGCAUUAUGUUUUCUAUAUCAUUCCAAUGUUGAAUCCUGAUGGUGUAAUUGUUGGGAACUACAGAUGUUCAUUAACAGGGAGAGAUUUAAAUCGUAAUUAUCGUCAACCAAAAAAAGAUGUAUUUCCAACGGUAUGGACAGUGAAACAACUUGUGAAAUGGUGUAAAAAGACAUAUAAAGAUGUUAUUUAUUGUGAUAUACAUGGACAUAGUCGACGGAAUAAUAUAUUCAUGUAUGGUUGUGAUCCAUUAUAUAGACAUUCAAAGAUAUUUAAUCAUACUAAACAAACAUUACAUGAAAGAAUACUUCCAUAUAUAUUAUCUCAACAGGCCACUUCUUAUUUUUCAUUUCCAAAUUGUCGAUUCACUGUUCAUCCAAGUAAAGAAGCUACAAGUAGAGUGGUAUUUUGGAGAGAAUUUGAAGUAAUCAAUAGUUUCACUUUAGAAGCAACAUUUAAUGGUUCAACAUUACAAAAUAAUAAUCUAAUAAAAUUUGAAGUGGAUGACUUUUUGAAAAUGGGUGAGCUAUUAGGAGAUUCAUUAUACAAAUUUCAUGAGGUACUAUCGAAUCCAUUAAAACUUAAAGAAACUCUGACAAACUUAGCACGACAAACGCUUGCCAAUUUAUGGAUGAAUAAAAUUCCAUUGAUACCUAAAAAUACAAUAACUGAAGAAUAUAAAGAUAAUCUAUCAAUCUUUAAUAAAAAAUCAUAUGAUUCUAUUAAAUUACAAUUAUAUACUACUAAUAAAGAACUACUUAUAUCAACUACUACUACCACUAAUAAUGAUGAUCAAUUCAAUGAUAAAUCAAUAUUAAAUCAAUCAAUAAAUUUCUUUAAUAAUGAUAAUCAUAUUAAUGAUAAUGAUGAUGAUGACAAUGAUCAUGACAAUUCAAUGAAUGAUUCAUUAGAACAAUUGGUUAAAACAAUACAUUAUUUAGAAAAAUCAAUAGAAUUUCAUACUACUGAAUUCAAUGAUAAUGAAUUAAGUAAUAUAAAAGAUAAUCAUUUAAGUUGUACAUCCGAUUCAAAUUCAGAUAGUGAACCAGAAAUGACAAUUACUGCACAAAAUUCAUUAAAUCAAUAUCACCAUAAUGAUCUCAUUUUACCUACUAUGGAACAAUAUCUAACAUUAGAUCAAGGGAAAUCACCUAAAUCUGCUGAUGAUAACAAUAACAGAUCAUAUAAACUAAAAAAAAGAAAGAAGAUCAAAAAGAAGAAACUACAAGCGUUUCGUCACCACCAUCAUCAUCGUCAUCAUCAAUCUUCUUCUAUACAACAACAAUCAUAUAAAAAUAUUUCAUCGAAUGAACAUCAUAACAAUGGCAAUUCUAAUCAUAAUUCCAAACUAUUAUCAUCCAAAUCAUCCUCCUCACCAUCAUCAUCAACAUCACCGCCCAUGGACGUAGACGUGACAUCAUCGGAACAAAUAGAUGAUCAUAAAAGACGACAGUUUAAAUAUGAAAUUAUGGAAUUCAAUUCUCAAAAUCAUAAUGAAAGAUUGAAUAGACGAUUAUAUUAUCUUAGUAAAUAUGCUGGACAAUCAAAUCAUGGUAUACCAUGUUUUGUUGAGAAAAGAUUAUUUCAUCGUUCAUGUCAACGAAUUCGUACAGUUUGUGAAAACAUCGACCUGACAAAGUCACAAACGAUACAUGCUCAAAGAAAAUUUGUGCAACAAUUUAUAAACAACUUAGAAACAAAAAUGUCCAACCUAAGAAGGACUGACAAUCUAACAAACAUUGACGUUUUAAAAUAUUUAAAACAAAUACACCUAAUAGCUAAACGUCAAUUACAAUUAAUUCAAAGUCAAUUCAUACCAAUUACUGAUAAAAAUCAUCCGUAUAAACCAACAACGAUCCAUGAAACAGUACCUAAUGGUAUUGGGAUACCAUAUCCUCCACCAUUACCAGUGUUUACUACUACAGGUCGUCAGAUAAAGACACAUUCAGCAACAAUAACUACCAAUGGUGAUGCAGUCAAAAGAAACAUAUCAAUCAUAGGAGACAUUGAAAGAAAGAACAAUCAUUUAAUUCCUCGAAGUAGAUCAUGUAAUCUGUUUCUCAGGAAUAAUCAUAAUCAUAAUGGUCGUAAUCAAAACAAUAAUAAACUUCUUGAAUUGCCUAAAAUUGUUGAGAAGCUAUCAGAAAACAAUAUGAUACAUCAUUCUAGAAGCAAUUUCAAUAUGCUUAAUGGUAUAGAUAUGAAAGUUUAAUGAGUCUACAUCUUUAUCUCAAUCAUAAGUAAUCAUAUCAUUAUGGAGUUCUGCUAUUCGUCUUCUUCUUUUUCUGCUUUAUCUCGGCGUUAUGUAAUACUUUGAAGAAAUACAGAUCUAUGAAUGAAGAAUGUUCUCGGUUUUUUUAUUUUCAGGUUCUACAAUUCAUUCAAUUUAACUUGAAUAUAGUUGAGAUCAUGAAUCAAUCGAAGUUAGACCAUCAUGGAAAAGUUGGAAGCAUUGGAUGGCUUCAAUAGAUU
Schistosoma rodhaini is the source of this 5207-nucleotide messenger RNA. The record is from the annotation of a GenBank genome assembly. NCBI's taxonomy places the organism in Eukaryota, Metazoa, Platyhelminthes, Trematoda, Strigeidida, Schistosomatidae.